Molecule: messenger RNA, 1245 nt
Organism: Paramecium sonneborni
Lineage: Eukaryota; Ciliophora; Oligohymenophorea; Peniculida; Parameciidae
Source: the annotation of a GenBank genome assembly
CUUAUGAUUGAUUGGAUAAGAAAAGUUUAAGAAUGUUCUUAACAAUUGUGAUUAUUGAACAUAGUAUGCUGUUUUAAUUAAAUCCGUUUUUCUUGAUCAAUUUUUUCAUUUUAAAACUGAAUAGCACCAUGGAAAUUUAUCAUUAAAAUAAUGAGAAUCACCUUGUGUUUAUUAGUAAUAUUGGCAUUAGCAAAUGCUACGUCUAAAUUCAAUUUAGAUUAUAGUAAAAAGAGAUCAAUAGCAGCUGUUUUAGCUGAAGUAGAAGUAAAAUUGAAGAACAAAUCCCCUCUUGAGGCAAUUUUAAAUGUUUUAAGAGAUUUCAGAGAUGCAGUGAAUACAGAAUAGGUAAAUCAUGAUGAAAUAUACAAUAUUUAAUAAGUUGAAUGUGCUUCUGAAAAUGAAUUCCGUAGAGCUGAAGUCUAAGAAGCAAGUAAUGUCUUAAGAGAUUCAACAGCUGCCUUAAAUGUUGCAUAAACAUCAAAGAUUAGAGCAACAAAUUAAUAAGAAGUCAACUAAUAAUAAUAUUUCUCAGCUUAAGAACAUUUGACCUCAGUUUAAAAUUCUGCAGAAGGUGAAGCUGGAUACUUUAAAAAAAGAGGAAGAGAUUAUGAAGAUGCUCUUCAUGCUAUUGAUGAAGCUUCAGAUAUUUUAGCUUCUAUCUAUAGUGGAUCUGGAUCAUUCAUUGAAAUCAAUAGAGUUGCUAAAAUCAUGCUCUAAAGUGCCUUCAAUAUUAAAGAAACUGCUAGAUUUGCUCCAAUCUUUUAUGCUUUUUCAUAAUUAGCUACUUCAGAAGGAUAAUUAGAUGAAUCAGCACUUGAAAGAGUUGCUUAACUCUUAGAAACCUUAAGAGCCAAUAUCUAAGAAGCAUAUAAUGAUUAUGCUGAAUCAAAUGCUGUCUCAGUUGCUGCUUUCAAUGAUUAAAAAGAAAGAUUAGGAUAAACUAUUGCUAGACUUGAAGCAUAAAAUGAAAGAUUAUAAAAUAAAUUAGAUUCUUUGAAUCAAUAAAUUGGAUCUUAAUCUGCUAUUGCUUAAAAAGCAUCAGGUAAAUAAUAAAGAAAUCAAUAAUUAUGGGAUUAAGCUUAAGCUUUAUGUUCAACUUUUGCUAAUGAAUAUAAUUAUGCUACCUAAGCUAGAAGAAAUGAAAUCUAAUUAGUUGCUUAAUUAGAAGAAUUAGUUGAGUCCAGAUUUAAUUAAGUUGAUGAUGAAAAUCAUGAAAGAAAUUAAAGAAUUGCUAGCCAUGCUUGA